Messenger RNA from Pocillopora meandrina, 5749 nucleotides. NCBI's taxonomy places the organism in Eukaryota, Metazoa, Cnidaria, Anthozoa, Scleractinia, Pocilloporidae. The record is from the annotation of a GenBank genome assembly.
AUGGCCAAAAAGGUCUUGUACGCAGUAGGGCUGUUGAUCAAAACCGUGCUGUUAUGCUGUACAGCUGCACAGCAAUGGGAGGCUACGGGCCAGCCGGAAGUUUCCAAAUUUGGGAUGAUGCUACAACGCCACAUCUUCAAGAGGAUCACGGGGGCUGGUCUUUCAGAUGUGUGCUUGCGGGGAUGCUAUGCUGACGUCAGAUGUCAAAGUUUCAACUAUGUCUUUACGCAAGACAUUUGUGAGCUGAGCAACCGAACCAAGGAGGCCAGACCAGAGGAUUAUGUUCCGAACCCUGAGAGAUUUUACUUUAAGCGAGAUUACAAAAGAGGUUUGUACAUUUUUGACUGUCUUCUUCCCUAUAAAGACAUUUUCAGAAUACAAAAUUUCAACCCAAAUUUUCUAGGGAAUUUUAUAAAUUUAAUUUCACCUCCCUUAUUGCCUUAAGUCAAGUCGCCCUCAAUAUGAGUGUCUUCGUUCCCAAGACGAACAUGAAAUCUUGCUUACUUGGAGUGCCAUGGUAAUAAUUGUUCUUUUCUUCCAGUUCUUCUCGGUUCCAUUCCUGAGCUGCCUGCGGAGACUUGCCAGGAAAUCAAAAUGAGCGAAGGAGGACAAGCGGUCAGCGGAAAAUACUGGUUUCACUCGAUUGUACCCGAGAGGACUGUUCUGGCUCCUUGUGACAUGAAAACCGAAGGUGAAUUUAAGUGUUCAUCAAUUCACAUCUUCUACAGACAAAAAUCGAUUUACCACGAGCAAAAGCGUUGACAGAGAUGUUAUGGGUAGACUGCAACCCCCUAACCCCCCUCUCCCACCCCAAUAUUCAUAGGGGGAAAUGAGAAAAUAAAGCAAAACAAAAUAAAAAUAGUAAGAUAUCUGACGGAAACAAAGCUAUGAAGGAAUGCUAUAAUCUCUCUUAAACUGAUCGAUUUGAGAACAGGUCAAAUAGAAUUGAAAAAUUUCUUUUUUGACACAGAGAUAAUAAUUCAAUGGCAAAUUGUUAUUACAACUUUAUAGUGACGAAAUUUAACGAAUAGGGAAGGGGAAAUUUUACUUCCUGAUGGGGUCGUACAGAGUAAAAUUUUGGCUCCCGCCGGAAGCAAUUGGUCUGAUGAAUCCAUGAAUGAGUAAUACUUCAACAAGUGCCUAUUUUUUUCCUUUUAAACCGACCACAAACUAUUUGGUUUUUUCAGACGUGGACGAGUGUAAUUCAACAAUUCCCGUGUGUGACGCCAACGCCGAGUGCACGAACACCAUCGGUUCUCACAGUUGCUCGUGCAAAGCUGGUUUUACUGGAAACGGAAAAAAAUGUGUCGGUAAGUUAGUGAAAUGACUUUUACUAUUGCCUGAAGCAAGUCAUUUUAGAAAAAGCAAAACCAAAACAAUCCCGGUUUAAUCUGGACACUCGAUUGAAAAAAAAUUGCUUUAAUAAAAGAUUGGAAUUAUACCCCUCACCAUGCAUGUCACGUUCAAUUGAUUAUACGGCGAGACGCUUUCGCCAAUAACCGUCAUUUUCGAUCGACUCUUACUCUUGAGUUCAAGCCAUUUAGUUUUUUAUGCAUUCUCUCAGAUGUCGACGAAAUAAAUCGCAUGACUGUGACGUCAAUGCCUACUGCAACAAUACCGUUGGUUCCUAUCGAUGCACCUGCAAUUCCUGGUACCAAGGAAACGGAACAAGCUGCUAUUUUCGUGAGUUUUAAUUUACUAACAUUGAGAUACGAGUGACCUCAGUUUGUUAUGAUACUCGUAUUUCGCAUUCUCUAUCUUUCUGUAUCGUCAUAUGAAGCUUACAAUUUUGGAAAUAUAUUUUUAACAUGAGUCGGUCCUUAAUCGAGACCAAGAUGAAAUUCGUCCUGAAAACGGGCUGCAUUAUGACUCCUUACUCCCUAGCACCAGUACAGAUAUUCUCCUCGCUGUUCUCUAUGCGUACCGUGUGGUGCUGCCAAGGGAAUUUGUUUGACAAUCAACAGCUUUAUAACUUGAUGAUUAUUUCCUUUAUUCCCAUAAAUCUGAUGUUUGGUUCGGCAGUAAGACGGUAAGGAUAAAUUAAAUGCCAAUCCUUCUUGGGGGUUAAAGGGUUGAAGAAUACGUCUCACUUGGCGCCUAACUGACCACCCCCCACCCCCUCCUCAAAAAAGAAACAGUUUCAUUGAUCUUUACAGUUUGUUGCUUACAACUAUGUCGAACUUUCUAUCUUGAUCAGCCGAAUCACUCAGAACUUUUUCCAUAGUCAAAAAAGCUGCAGAAAUGUUAACGUGAAUUUUUUUGACUAAUUGAAAGUUUCAAAAUGCGAUUAAUUUUAGUAGCCAUUAUUCUCUUUGGUAAUUCCUCAAUAGGCAGGUACAACAACAGGAUAAUAGUACAUAAGUAAAUAGUAAAUAGUAAAUAAGAUCCUUACCACCUGUUAAUAAGGUCGGACAGCACUUCCUUCGGUACCAGCUGCUUUUUCGUGAGUUUAACUAACGUUGAGGCAUGAGCGAUUAGUUUGUUUUGAUACUCGCAUUUCGCAUUCUCUAUCUUUCCUUAUCGUUAUGUGAAGCUUAUAAUCCUUUGGAAAUUAGAUCUCGAAUAUAUAUACUUUUUUAACAAGAGUCGGUCCUGAUACGGGACCAAGAUGGAAUUCGUCCUUUAUUCUUAUGAUCCUGUUGAUCAUGAUUUUGUUCGGCUGUAAUAGGGUAAGGAGGAAAUAAAAGCCAAUCCCUCUUAGGGGUUAAAGGGUUGAAUUGAAGAAUACAUCUCGCUUAGCGCCUUACUUACCCUCCCCCCCCCGCUUAAAAAAUAACAGAAUCAUUGAUCUUUGAAGUCUGCUUCUCACAACUAUGUCGAACUUUCUGACUUGAUCAACCUUAAUUAUUUUUUUUUUCAUUAUCAUCAUGUUUUUAUCUCGUGGUUUCCUUUAAUUCUAAGAAAGCAUUGAUUGGCGCAAACAACGAGGCGAGAUAUAAUAACGUGUACUGGGUUUAGAAAUCUGAAAUGUCACACAAACACGCUUUCAUUGUGUUAACACGUCUGAAAGGGAGACAACGUUUCCAUAAGUGUACCUCUAGUUCACACGGGGUUGGAAAUACACGUUGUGCCUCAGAUUGAUGUGCGUCACACAACGGUUGUCACGCUGUAAUUCGUAAAGAUGAAAAAGCGAAAUGUAGACAUUACCACCACCAGGAUGACGAAUGCAACAUAACGUGAAAACGGUCGGUAGGGCAAUCCUUACCUUUUCUCUCUUUUUCGGUUUUUCGUAUAGGUGGCCUUAAUAAUUCCGUUAUUCUUACCAGCCUCGACUACACCAACUACACAGGUAAGCUACUUUCCUACCUAGAGCCAGUCCUCCUGAGUUCAGAGUGGAGCAGGUUUGUGAAGUGUUGGCAUGCUAAGACAGAAGGCUGGGCGGCAUCGACAUUCCACAGCAACUGUGAUGGGAGGGGACCCACAGUAACAAUCAUCAAAGCGAACGAUUCCAUAUUUGGUGGAUAUACUGAUGUGUCCUGGGGACAAAGCGGUGAGUACGUUUUUGAAUAAUAAAAUUUAUAUCACUUUUGUAUCAUACAGUAACAUUUGAUAAAUUUAGGAUCUAAAUAUAUUUUCUUUCUAAACUGCACUUAAUAAGCGUCCCAAAGCCAAAACCAAGGUCAUUAAAACGGACCAGUCAAAGAACCAGAACAAAAGCUGCGCGAGGCGCGAGAAAAACGCCAUAUACCAAGUCACACCUGGUAUAAGACUGAUUGACGUAUCUCAGUACCUAUAUCAGAAGCCCCUCUUCUCUUCCCCCUUUAGGACCUCUUGGUGCGUGGUAAUGUUUCUAUACGGCUCCACUAUAACCCUGCAAGUUGCUCACGCUAAUAAGACUCUCAUAAGGGUUGGUUAACCGCCACAGCGAGCUUAUAGAAGCUUCAAAAUUGGCUGCAGCCGUACCCACCUUUAUUAACUUACACUUGACCACUCCUUCGUAGAUCAUCCCAUUUUCGUUUUGAAAGAUCAUCCCACGGUCACUAUGUUUUCGUCUGGUUUUUAAGUUUUGAAAGACCUCAAAGGAAUUGUAGGAUGGUCGAUAACAACAAUGAUUAGUAGAACUUAACGACGGUCAAUAUACUGAAUAUGGGAACAAAAAUAUUCACAUAAACAUUUCGUUUUAAUCCGACAUUGGCGAAACGUUCAGAAACACUUAAAACCCUGUCGUAAAGAUUCUAAAACGUUGCAUGCGCUGAUCAUAUACAGCAGCGAAAUACUAUUCAGGUUAUGGUGGCGGCAGUGCUAAGUGAAUUGUAUCUCAGUUCAGGGAUAUCAGUGCUCAUCGACUAAAUUAGGGAAAAAAUUGAUCUAGAUGCCAUGUUUUGCCAUGAAAUUGAAUCGCUAAGUCGGGCUAAAGCAGACAGUUUAACCUAGCUAAACUGAACUUUUGGUUUUUGCUUUUGGUUUCCCAGUUUUACACCCACUUAAGAAAAAUGUGUUCUCGUGAAAUUUAGUUGAUGUGUUUACAAAAUAAAUGUACAAGGAAAUAUUUAAGUUUAAAUGGGAUCACAUGGUUAGCACCUCGUUCUGUGAAUAAGAAGAUCUGGGGCUCUAAUUAUUUUGAAAUACUUUCACGGUUGUGAAAGACGAAUAACAUCUUUCUUUAUUCUAGAACGUCUGUGAUGGAAAUUUACAUUCAAGUUUCUUUUACGCACAUAGGUGGCCUUGGUGCAUCUACUAUACUUGAAGGCCUGGACCCCAAUGAAUACUUGGGAAAGAUGAUUUCAUUUUUAGACCCAGUUCUUCCCAGUGCAUCCCGUACUGACUUUAUUAAGUGUUGGCAUGCUAAGACUGACGGCUGGGCGGCAUCGAAAUUCCACAGCAACUGCGAUGGGAGGGGACCCACAGUGACAAUCAUCAAAAUGAACGAUUCCAUAUUUGGUGGAUAUACUGAUGUGUCCUGGAGCGGAGGCAGGCAUAUCAAAUUUUUUAAGAAGGGACAAGACAAUUAUAUAGGAUCAACUAUCCUUCCUCUCCGUCCUUUAAGGAUUUAAGGGGGGGAGGGUGGAGAGGGUGCUGGUGGAAAUAUUAAACGAUGCUCCUUUGAUACUAGCUCUAAGCCUUUAUUUUUUCAUAUUAGUGUUUUGGCCAUCAAGAUUUCUUCACACCAGUGUCGUCUAUAGAAAUGUUUUCUAUGUGAUACACCUGCAGAACAACAUUACAUCCUAAAACAUUUGCUUCAAGUCUCAAAAAUAUUUACUCGCUUUUCUCCAAAGUAACCCCUAAAAUCUUCCAUAAUUGUUUUUGGUACUCGUUUCUAUACCCAAACUAAUAAAAUAUCUUCCUCCCCUUCACAAAUCUCUAGUCUGAGAAAAAACUCUUCGUCUUGCUCAUGGUGGAAAAUAAACUCCCCACCCCUCUCCCUCCACAGGGGGUUUAUGUUUUCUUUCAGCUUUUUAAUGUACGACUACAUUGUUCUUCUAUUUCAGCUGGUUCUUGUGCAGGUCAUUCCUACGCCAGUAAAGCUUUCAUCUUCUCUCUCUAUAACGUUAAAGGAUACAAUCCCGUAAAGUUGACACAAUACCGAAAUCAGCAAUAUGCAAUGUACAGAUGUAACACGCAUGGACCCACCUUUGGGGUUGGGUGUGGUCAUGAUAUCUACAUAUCCGACGACUCUGGAAACAACCAGAACUCCUACACUAGAUGCGGUUGUACGUACACGAAACCCUCAGGGUACUCAACUGGUGACUGUGGAUUUUUUUACAGGGGGGUCUCAUUUCUCUCCAACGGAUGUCGAAGUAUUCUAUGA